GCAAAUCCAACCUGAUGGACGCCAUCAGCUUCGUGCUGGGCGAGAAGACGAGCAACCUGCGGGUGAAGACGCUGCGGGACCUGAUCCACGGCGCGCCCGUGGGGAAGCCGGCCGCCAGCCGCGCCUUCGUCAGCAUGGUGUACUCGGAGGAGGGCGCCGAGGAUCGCACCUUCGCCCGCGUCAUCGUCGGCAGCUCCUCGGAGUACAAGAUCAACAACCGCGUGGUGCAGCUGAGCGAGUACAGCGAGGAGCUGGAGAAGUUGGGCAUCCUCAUCAAGGCCAGGAACUUCCUCGUCUUCCAGGGAGCGGUGGAAUCCAUCGCCAUGAAGAACCCCAAGGAGCGCACGGCGCUCUUUGAGGAGAUCAGCCGCUCGGGCGAGCUGGCGCCCGAGUACGACAAGCGCAAGAAGGAGAUGGUGAAGGCCGAGGAGGACACGCAGUUCAACUACCACCGCAAGAAGAACAUCGCCGCCGAGCGCAAGGAGGCCAAGCAGGAGAAGGAGGAGGCCGACCGCUACCAGCGCCUCAAGGACGAGGUGGUCCGGGCCCAGGUGCAGCUGCAGCUCUUCAAACUCUUCCACAACGAGGCCGAGAUCGAGAAGCUGAACAAGGAGCUGGGGCUGAAGAACCGCGAGAUCGACAAGGACAAGAAGAGGAUGGACAGGGUGGAGGACGAGCUCAAGGACCGCAAGAAGGAGCUGGGCAAGAUGAUGAGGGAGCAGCAGCAGAUCGAGAAGGAGAUCAAGUGA
Hirundo rustica (Barn swallow) is the source of this 749-nucleotide messenger RNA. RefSeq names its product structural maintenance of chromosomes protein 1A-like. The transcript is spliced from 4 exons. Gene Ontology annotation, cellular component: cohesin complex; nucleus. Gene Ontology annotation, molecular function: DNA binding. Gene Ontology annotation, biological process: sister chromatid cohesion. The annotation marks the transcript as partial. Lineage: Eukaryota; Metazoa; Chordata; Aves; Passeriformes; Hirundinidae. The record is from RefSeq and is a predicted model, not a curated record.